Funneliformis geosporum is the source of this 4377-nucleotide messenger RNA. Lineage: Eukaryota; Fungi; Glomeromycota; Glomeromycetes; Glomerales; Glomeraceae. The record is from the annotation of a GenBank genome assembly.
AUGACUACUUUAUCAAACGAAAACUUUUCUUUUGAUCAAGCUGAAUCCGGCCAAUUUGAAAAUACACCAAAGAGUUUCAGAGAAGUCUUGAAGGAUUACCUUUUACCCGGACAACAGACGAGAGGGGAUCGUCUCGCAUUACAACCCAAUUAUGAUUAUACAAGCAAGAAAGAACAAUAUCAAAUUUCGAUUAGUCAUGAUGGAAAAUUUGUUGCAACGCUCGACACAGAAAAUCUUCGGAUUAAGGUUUUAAGAAAUACUGAUUACCGCGGAAGUCACCGAAAGAAAGAGAAAGACCUCUCACAACAGAAUGCAAGUGAAAAUAUUGAUGAGCGAAUUGCGCUUUUUAAAAUAAAUAACAAUUUAACUGUUAAUAAAAUUUACGGGAAAAAUGAAACGCCUCCACGAUUUGACAAUGAGAAUAAUGAUUACAUUUCCAAUACCGACGAAUUAUCUGGAACAAUCAAUAAUAACAAUCGUUUCAGAUGGUCGCUGGAUAUAUCAAACAUGGAUGAAAAAUUUCUUUUUGUAGCAGUAUCUUACAUAGACAUUGAUGAAGAUAUGAAAUGUUUAGAAAAAAGGAGCAAAUGUCAGAUGUUUAAUUAUAAGAAAAUUAAAAUGCAGGAGGCAACUUAUAAUGAGAAAAGCAAUAGCUACACGAUUAAUAUCCCUCAUGAUACUCAGGAAUUUCGGAAGGGAAUUGCGAUCUAUCGUCUUAGAUUAAAGAUAUCAAAGAAUGGCAUGGAGGAAAAAUUUAUACUUGAAAAAGGGUAUUAUUGGAAUAAUUUAUCGGGAAUUUGUCGAUUUAUAGAAAACUUUGAUCCAACGUCGAUUUCUAAUAAAAUUGAUACUCCGCAUUAUAUUUUGACAAGGUUUAUUACUUUGAACUUUGACGGAAUAUUUAACUUUGUAUAUAACAAGUCAAAUAAGAAUUUUCAUUUGAAUGAAAGGUUUAAUUAUCCGAAAAUUAUCAAGAAUGAAUUAAAGAAUUGGCAUACAAAACAAAAUUUACCUGAUUGCAUGGACCGCCUUGUAUCGUGCAUUUAUGAUAAAUAUUUUUUGGUCGAACAUUAUAAAAACAACGCUCAAUUUCUUGAAGUUUAUGAUCUGGCGAACAUGAAAUUAGAAAGUAGUGCGAAAAGAAUCGUAAGUAAUGAUAACUGCAUAAAAAAGUACAACAGAAAUACCUUUUCAAUUGAUAAACAGAAAUUGCAGCUUUGUUUUACUCGAGGACAAUCCGUUGAAAUAUACUUUAUGGAGAACGGCUUGGAGAUCUCGUCCAGAAAUUUUGAAGAACUUGAAAAAAUAUAUUUUCUAGAAUUUAUCGAAAAUGAUGAGAAACUACUUUUGAUUGGCAGCGAUGAAAAUAAUAAUCAAAAUAUGAUUGUCUGGGAUUUGUAUAAUACCGAUAAGAUUGAAAUAUUUCGUUUAGAAAACGAUCUUAUAAUACAAAAUUUUGAUACUCACUUGGCCAGAACUUCAGGAAAUCUUUUGCGGGUUGAUAAUAAAGGAGAUAUUACCUCAAUGCUCAAGAUGAUCGAAAAUAAAUUAAAGGAGGAAACAAGGGAGGAAAUUAAUAAAGCAAAUUUAGUAGAAUAUAUUGCAGAAAUUGAAAAAGAACCUAUACAUAAAGAAUAUUUGUAUCAGGAAAGGCACACAAUAUUUUUUUUUGAUUCCUAUGAAGAAAAUAAUUUCAGACCAUUAAUUAAUGAAACAGAACCAUGGGUAAUGGACAAUUACGACGAAUAUUCUUUUUAUCUUUGUAAUGAUGAAAUAGAGGCUUUGCAGCUGAUAGUUGGAAGAUCUACCAUUCAAAUCUGGCAUAAAAUUAUAUCAGAUCCAAAAGAAAAAGAGAAGGAGAAUCUUCCCAAUCAAGGAAAUCCCUUCCUAGAAUUUAUUUGGACGAAUGGUAUUCCAGUUAAACAAGAAUAUUUUGGCAUUGAAGAAAAAAUGAAAAAUAUGGAAGAGAUUAAAGGAAAAUCAUUGAAAACAAGAAAAGUAAAGUGGGAUGAUAUAAAUGAGAAUAUAAUGGGCAUAAGAUAUGCAUGCAAAUCAUUAGAGCACCUUAAUAAGCGUGCGAGGUCUCUUGUAAAUUAUGAUAGAAAGCAUAAAUAUGAGAAUAUGGUUAUGUACAUUAAUCAUAUAGUUUGGAGAUAUAUUAAUCAUAAGCCAGAUCAAUAUAGAUUACUAGAUGUUCGACAUAAUGUUAUGAAAAAUUUAAUCCUUGGUGACUGUGAUCAUUUAAUUAAAUUUAUUUUAUUUGGAAGUAAAGAAUACGAAACGAAAGAAGAUAAAUAUAUACAGGCCGACGAUCUUGAGCCUUUUGAUAACGAAGAAGAUUCAAAAGAUAUUGAAGAAAUACUGCCAAGAAAUGAUAUGGAAUUGGCGAUUUAUCAUUGCAAAGGACGGGAACUAAGGGACACAAUUAUGGUCGCAUAUCUUUUGGAAUAUUAUUCGAGACAUGCAAAAGAUUAUGCUGGUUGGAUGAGUACUGUUUCCAAGUCGCUUCCUUUGUUAUAUAAAUAUGAUUAUGAUGAUUAUACCAGAAAGUUAUUUCGUAAAGAAUGCUUUGCGGAUCAAAAUCAUUUUUCGGCACAAGAUUCUCAUGAAAUUAUUCCAAAAAAAUACAAUAUAAAACGUAAUAAUAAUCCUGAAUUCAAGGCGUUUAAACCUAUAGACAAAUUGAAGUCGGAUAGAGAAUCAUACAAUUCAAAUUGGAAAGCAAUAAAAUCCGUUAAAAAUAAAGUGUCCAUAUGGCUUGAAAACUUUGAUAAUGCUAAUGGAAAACCACCAUUAGCUUUACGAGUCGUACCCCUUCCCGGAUUUACCACACAUACAAUCAAAUCAGAAAGAGUUGAUUAUUCUCUUAGAAAAAAUAUUAUGAACAUUAUUUGGUUUUUGUUAUUACCACGAUGGUAUAAAAUUAGCCGAAAUGAAAAGGAUAAGUUGAGUCCAUUUUCAAGAGUUAUUCGAUACGAGAAUAAUGAUGAUAUGUUCGAUAACCCGGCGACAGAAGCAGUCAUUAAUUUUUGUUGGCCAAAAGCAAGAAAUUUUUUUUUCUUUCGUUUUAUUCGAUUUCUUAUUUUUGGAUCUAGUUUUGCGUAUAUUAGUUGGGCAUAUUUAGUUCAUAAUGAUGAUAGUUUAGAAUUUAUAAAUUAUAUAAUUGCAUCUAUUAUUGUAUUCUAUUAUUAUGCAAUUUAUUUUUCUAUUGCCAAAAUGAUACAGCUACAAUAUUAUGGAGUGAGGAAAUUUUUUAGCGAUACAUUUAAUUAUUUUGAUAUAUGUUCAAUUUUAAUUCCAGUAAUAGUAAUGUCAAUAAUGCUUAUAAAUUCAUUUAAAUUAUCCGAUGGCUUUGAAAAUAUUCAAGCUGCAGACUCUCAAUUAGUUAUAGGAAUAUCCUUCUCAAUUUUAUUAAUUUGGAUAGAAGUAAUUUUAUAUCUCCGUUUAAUAUCAAAUAUUGCUAUCUACAUUUAUUAUGUUUUGAAUAUUUGCAUAUCUAUAUAUCCAUUUCUUUUAUUCUUAUUAACUAUAGUCAUUGCAUUUACGCAUACAAUGUACAUAUUGCUAAAAGAUCCAAAUAUUGAAGCAAGAGAUAGUACAAUAAGUGGUAUUGCCACUUCUCAAAACACUAAUGAUGUUUUUAAUGUGCAACUUGUAAAUGAUUUUGAUCGUACGGAUUACGAAGACAAUCCAUAUUCUUACUUUCCAACCGCGUUAGAAGCUUCAUAUUUUUGGUUAAAUGGUAACUUUGUUCAAAGAGAUGAUUUUGAUUCGUGGGCUGUUGAGGCAUUUACUUUAAUUGCUAGCAUCAUGCUUGUAACCAUUUUACAGAAUAUUUUAAUUGCUAUUAUGGGCGGUGUUUAUGGUGAAGCAGCAACCAAGGGCAGACAAGCUUUAUUAAGGUUUAGAGCAAACCAAAUAGCAGAUUAUGAGGCAUUACAUCACCUUCACUUUCAACAUCAGGAACCGGAACCAAAAUACAUUUAUUAUAUCGGCCAAGCCAAAAAUUUUGAGGAAUGGUACAAGAGUCGAAAGGGUGAUCGAGGUCAGAUUUAUAAAGAAUUUGAAGAAAAGUCCACAUUUACAAGAUACAAUUUCAAAGAAUCAAGUAUUGACGAAGUUUCAAUUUGGAAAUUUGAUGAUAAACAUAAGAAUGAUAAGAAGAAGGAAAAAAAGGCCGAGAAAAUUUUAAAAUCAGCAAAAUCAACGGAUAUAGAAGAGGAAUUGUCCAAAGGGAAACAUUCCGCGCAAGGUACAAUUGGAAAGAAUGAUGAAGUUAUUGAUAAGGAAAUUCAGGAAAUUGAACAAUUGAGACAUGACAUGAAUUCUUUGGUUGAUAAAUUAAUAGGCAAACUCAACAGUCAGAAAUUUAAAUGA